AUGCUUUGGGAAAAGCCAGGUGGCGGUGAGCCAGCCCAAACUACAUGGGACCUCAAGGAGCCCUUGACGGUCAAAUGGUCCCACGUCUCCGGAGAGGAGAACAAGGCGUUCUGCAUCUACCUCACCAACCGUGUUGACUACCCCCCUGUAACCGAGCUGGUCCUGCGCUACGCGGUCAUGGGCCGAGAUGAGGUUACUAUUCCUCCAUCAGGACCAAUGGAAAUCCCUAUCAAUUGCAACUACCGUCUCUGGGCUAGUGCUUGUGGAGAUCCUGAGACUAUCUACGCUGAAACGGAGCUGUUCUGCAUUGAUAUUAGGCACAAUGGUGAUCUGUAG
Molecule: messenger RNA, 336 nt
Organism: Aspergillus welwitschiae
Lineage: Eukaryota; Fungi; Ascomycota; Eurotiomycetes; Eurotiales; Aspergillaceae
Exons: 3
Coding region: 1-336 (111 amino acids)
Source: RefSeq, a predicted model, not a curated record